CAAGGGAGCAACGGAAACCGCUGAUGAUCAUCUUCCAUCGAUCUUGGUGCCCUCACUGUCAAGUCCUGCGGGAGAGAUUUGCAGCAUCUUCGUCCAUCUUUGAGGCAUCACUGGAUUUCGUAAUGGUGAACCUGCACGACGAAGAUGAUGCCACGAUGCCCGAUGACAAACGUUUCGCGCCCGAUGGGAUUUAUGUCCCCAGGGUCCUCUUCCUUGACUCUGAAGGGAAUCUGAUGGACGUGAAGAAUGAGGCGAAAUAUGAUCAAAAAUAUAACUAUCCCAUGGAAUCGGAACUGCUGAAGGCAAUGUACGAGGCACGGAGACGGGCUUAUGCAGCCGACGACGAAGUCUGCAAUCCUUUGGCUGAUCUCUGAUUUUCAUGGAGCAUCAUAAACACAUCUAAUUGAAAUAUUUGAGCAUUUCAUUCAAUAGCUUCUUGUCAUAAAAGUAUGCUAUCUUGACACUUAUGCUAAAUAUUGAAACUUUUGAAUCAAAAGCAGAGACAUGGGUGGCACUUUAAAAAUCAGACAAAAAUGGUAAAACUUAGAAGGUACAUGAUUCAGAGCCUAACCAGGGCUUAUACUAUCACUCAAACUAAGUGAAACAGUUACAUGCUGAAUGCUACACUUAUCAUAAAUAAAAUUGAGUGCCCACAAAUACUUUUUGAGUAGAUUCCUUUCUCUUCCAUCUUGGCUUGGAAAAUUGUGCUAAACUGAUAAUAUAUGAUGUGGUGGCUUCAUAGUCUUUGAAUCAGUAUUAUAGUAUGGCACAAUUGAGGAAAGAGGGCAGUCCACUGCUUCUCGAGGGACCAUAUUUUUUAAACUGGAACUUAAUAUUGAAAAAAUAUGAGAGGUACAGGUGUUCCAAUG
Darwinula stevensoni is the source of this 869-nucleotide messenger RNA. Lineage: Eukaryota; Metazoa; Arthropoda; Ostracoda; Podocopida; Darwinulidae. The record is from the annotation of a GenBank genome assembly.